GGUGUUUACUGGAUGUUAUCUGUAUCAGUGCCGGCCCCUCGUCUUUCCAGAGCGGACUGCUGAAAUGCUAAAACAGGAUGGAGGAGGAAUUUCAAAAGAGGGAGUGACGAGAGCCAGGGAGGGAGAAAGGCUGAGGGAGAGAGGAGGGAGUAAAAAGACCAGCUUAGAAGGCUGGUGCUCACAGGCUCAGCUGGACUACAGGAGAGCUGGACCUCAGCCGGUCGCAGUUUUCAGAUAAAAAAAAAAGGCACAAAUUAGGAGAACUAAUUAGAUUUGGGGAUAGACGUCAAGAUGAAUAGUGUUGCAGACUGGCUGGUGGAGAACAGGGAGAAAAUUGAGAAAGGCGUGGACAUCAUGGGCCAAGCCUCUGAGGUGCUGGCGGCCACAGUGGGCCAGCUUCACCCCAUCCUGGAGGCGGUGUUCAUGGCCUCUGCUGAGCUCCUCCAAGACCCGGAUAGCAAAGAGUCUCGCUACCUGACUCAGCAGUUUGAAAAGGUCAAUGAGAAACUUGUGGGAAUCCAGAGUGAGAUUGACCAAAUCGCCAAGGCGCUGGAGAAGGCAUCACUGAACAAGCAGAACUUUGAUCAGGAGGCGCAGAUGUUGAGUCAGUACGAAAAGUUCCAGGACUUUGUGAACGCCAAGCCAAAGUUCAAGGAGAAGAAGAAGGAGAAGUUCAUCAGUCAUUACGAGAACACGGACCGUGACCUGAACUUGGAUGUUCUCUACAACUCCAUCAUGGGGGAGAACCUUUCAGGGUGUCCGUUGUUGGAAAAGGUUGUCGACAUUAAUGAGAGGGACCGAAGGGCGGUGGAGGAUUUCUGUGCUCAGCUGAAGAAGCUUUUUGUGGUCGGCAUCAUCGCGGUAAUGGGCUACACCGCCCUCACAGAUGGAUGGGUCGGGGAGGACAUAGUGAAAAAGUGGCAACAGCGAAUGGAGAAUGUUGAGAUGAAAAUGAAAGCAGCCGUGGACGACUGCACGGAGAACUUCACCAAACAAGCCAAGGAGGACAUAGAGGCCCAUUUUCUGAAGAACCCCAACAUCACCAGUGCUGAGAUCACCAAAGCACUCCUGGAGUUGCUGGUUAAAAAAUACGACUGGGUGAGAUGGUCCAUCAGGGUCUUCAAUGACAGGGAGCGCAUCUUCUUCUUUAACUGGCUGGCAGGAAAGAAGUACCAUGGCAGCGGGGGGGCCAACUGGUUUGAUUUUUUGACCGGAAACAAAAUCAAAGUGGUGAUCUCGUUCUGCGUCGACCCGAAGCCCAUCAACAAGGUCCGCAUCCAGGAGCUGGUGGAGCAGCAAAAGCUGAAGGGCAACAUGAUGGCGGUGGCUCUGGCUCUGCACAAGGACUUCCCCGACUGCCUGGUCCACGCCGUGAGCCACUACAAGAUGGUGGAGCAGGCCAACAACUUCCCAGAGGACUGUUAUUACUUUGGAAAACACAAAAGAGCUUAUCUGUGUAUCCAUUCUGAGUAGGGCUGAAGAAAAUUGCUCCUGAAUGAACAGAAACUUGGAAUCAUCUCAUAUUCUUGUAUGUCUCCUGUUGCUGUAUCUGCUGUCUGGGUCAUUAUCGUGUCUUUCUGCUGCUGAUGCAGCAGCUUCAGAGUGUUCUGGAAUAUCCAAUCCAUCUUAGUGUCGUCAGAACGAUCUCAGAUAAUAAACAGAUUAGAAUCUCAGCAUUAAUGUUUGUUGGAUUGUUGCCAGAGACUCUGACUUUGAUUUAUAUCAAACCUACUUCUGGACAUUUGUUGGAGAGCGAGUCGACGCCUCUAGAUAAUUUAUGGGUUGUUCCAGAUGUUUUUACAGUUUAACAACUUCACAUUUUGCAAAUUACAAAACCAAUUUGAGCUUGAUCAGACUAUCAAAUAAAUAUAAACUGUUAAAUUUGAAUAUUUUAUCUAAUGCAUGUUUUUAAGGCAGAAAAAGCUCAUUAAUUAAUAUGAUCCCAUCAGCAAGCAUUCAUGUUAUUAUUUAAAAACAAGUGAAAAGGUUAGAUUUUUCAAAUUCCCCAGUUGUUUUCUUUUCUGUGACCUCAAAAGCAGUUUUUCUUUCCCUCUAAACACAUCUGUGCAUGAGCCAACGUGAUCAUCCCUGGCUUUUAUUUAAUAAAAACAUUAGGAGUAAUAGAGAUUGCAGAAAAACGACAUGGCCCAUGACUUUUAUGAAUGUUUUCCACUUCAAUAAAGGGAUAUAAAAGAAA
Nothobranchius furzeri (turquoise killifish) is the source of this 2197-nucleotide messenger RNA. RefSeq names its product rapunzel 5 (gene rpz5). Lineage: Eukaryota; Metazoa; Chordata; Actinopteri; Cyprinodontiformes; Nothobranchiidae. The record is from RefSeq and is a predicted model, not a curated record.